UUGGUGAAUCACAGUAUCCGUCAGGAGAAAUGUAUAUUUCGUGAUAAAUAUAAAGUGUUGUGGAAUAUAUCGAGAUUUCUAGUGUCAGAGUGUUAAAUGUUGUAUUUACUUUCAUUCGAAAUAUUCCGAAUUAUUUAUUCCUGGAAUUUUAAGAUUAUGAGCUACGAUUUUAACCUUUAAUGACAGACAUACAACUGUAGUUUUUUAAGGUAAUAGAAGAAACAUCAGCAUGCAGACAAUAAAAUGCGUGGUAGUAGGGGAUGGGGCUGUGGGUAAAACUUGCCUUCUGAUUUCAUACACUACCAAUAAGUUUCCAUCAGAGUAUGUGCCUACAGUAUUUGACAAUUAUGCAGUAACAGUAAUGAUAGGUGGUGAUCCAUAUACAUUGGGACUAUUUGAUACUGCUGGACAGGAAGAUUACGAUAGACUUAGACCUCUAAGUUAUCCUCAAACAGAUGUAUUCCUUGUUUGUUUUUCAGUAGUUUCACCAUCAUCUUUUGAAAAUGUUAAGGAAAAGUGGGUACCGGAAAUAACGCAUCAUUGUCCAAGGACACCAUUUUUAUUGGUUGGUACUCAAAUCGAUUUGAGAGACGACGUUGCUACUAUCGAAAAAUUGGCAAAAAAUAAGCAAAAACCGAUAUCCGCGGAACAAGGGGAGAAGCUCGCGAAAGAGUUGAAAGCGGUAAAAUACGUGGAAUGUAGUGCUCUUACGCAGAAAGGUUUGAAAAAUGUGUUCGACGAAGCUAUCUUGGCCGCAUUGGAACCUCCAGAGCCAGUAAAAAAAAGAAAGUGCACGCUGCUAUAAAAAGAGAGUAUUCGUUGGAGGGAGGAUGCGUGUUCAGAAAGGGAAAUAACGUUACGCGUAAGAAUAACGAGCGGCAAAUUUGAUGCGUAGUAUAAAGCACUGUUAGAAAAGUCGAAACUGUGCUUAUGCGGUUCCUUUUUGAAAAAGAAACAUUAAUUUUCCGGGAUCAGCUAACAGCCGCUAAUAACGCAGCGCGACAAUUUCAAUUGAAUCUUAUCACGAUUAUCGUAUUAUAAAUAAUUGCGACCACAUUCCACGCAACGUAAAAUUUCGAUCGCCAAUUUUCGCCAAUCAAAUCCAGUGUAUUUCUCAAUGGGUAUAUACAUAUGGCACAAACGUUUUCUAGUUUUGUAAGCUUCGCUUGUAAAAUUGUCUACA
This is a messenger RNA of Habropoda laboriosa, 1183 nucleotides long. RefSeq names its product cdc42 homolog. Lineage: Eukaryota; Metazoa; Arthropoda; Insecta; Hymenoptera; Apidae. Gene Ontology annotation, molecular function: GTPase activity; GTP binding. Gene Ontology annotation, biological process: small GTPase-mediated signal transduction. The coding region runs from base 230 to 805 and encodes 191 amino acids. The transcript is spliced from 5 exons. The record is from RefSeq and is a predicted model, not a curated record.